UAAUAAGAUGCUGGCUCGUAACCGCUUCCUCCUCCUGGUAGUGGUGGGCGGGGCCGCGCUGGCCAUCCUCAGCCUGAGCCUCCAGUUCUAGGCAGCAAAAGACGCUACGAUGAGAUAACUGGAAGUGUGCUACCUCAAAUUAAAACCGGGACGGCUGCGAACAUGGCAGCAAAGGGCACAGUCGCCACGCUGAUUGAGGCAUGGGGGACUCCCAGAGGAAAGUGAUGACUGAGCUCAGAGACACUCCAGAGAGGACAACUGCAUGAGAAAUAAUCAAGGGAACCUGAUCCCCACCACUCCCAUACUGGAGGAGCGACCCUUCCAGGCUGCAGAUGGAGGUGUUGGGGUGGCGCUGGGGAAGAGCAGAAAGAGAGUGUUCCCGGUGCCUCAGACCCAGGAGCCCAACCCCAUAUCUGAGGCUUACAGCUAUUGCAACACUCCCAACCGCACUGAACAGGCCUGGGAGGGUCACAGUCCUGCUGACUACAAGUUGCUGUCUGUCCAGGUGAUGAUUCGCCAUGGUGACCGCUACCCACUCUACUACAUCCCCAAGACCAAACGGCCCGCCAUCGACUGCACCUUGUCCAUCAGCAGGACGCCUUCCCACCCCCUGCUGAACUCCUUCAUCCGUCACAUGGGCCAGGGAGGUCGCGGCCACUGGGAGUCUACGCUGGCCUCUGUUCCCCGUCUGCCCAACCACAGUGCCUGUGAGACGGGAGAACUCACGCAGACAGGUGUGGUGCAACACCUGCGCAACGGGCAGCUCCUCCACCAAGCCUACAAGCGUCACAAUCUCCUCCCCUCCGACUGGUCGCCCCGCCAGGUGUGGGUUGAGACCACAGGUAAGAGCCGCACUCUCCAGAGCGGACUGGCCUUCCUCUACGGCUUCCUCCAGGACUUUGAUUGGACGAAACUGACCACACGGCACCAGUGGAGCACGUUGUUCUGCGGCUCGGCCUGCGACUGCCCCACCAGAAACAGAUACCUGGAGGAAGAGCAGAGGAGGCAGUAUCGCCUCAGAGUAAGUGAUACCGAACUCGAGAGGACUUACGCCGAUAUGGCACGCACUUUGGGUCUGCUCACCCGCCAGCUCCGAGCCGCAAACCCCAUAGACUCCCUGCUGUGCCACUUGUGCCACGGCAUUUCUUUCCCUUGUGUUCCAAUGGGAGAUGGCACCAGCGGAUGUCUGACAAUGGCACAGUUUGCUGUGAUUCGUCGACAGCAGCUAGAUGAUGAGGUGGAUCGGAGAAGAGUGGGGCUGUACCGUAAAUAUGCCAUCCUGGCCAUGUACCCCUACCUCAACCGAACUGCUGCCAAGAUGGAGCGUGUUGCCAAGGACAAUGAGGCUGGCCGACAGCAUCGUGCAGGGGGUGAGGAGGUCUUCACCCUGUCUUCAGCCCACGACGUUACCAUGGCCCCGUUGCUAAGCGCCCUGGGACUGGAGGAGGCACGCUUCCCUCGUUUUGCAGCCAGAGUAGUCUUUGAACUGUGGAAGAGUCCCCCAGCCAUGCAAGGACAACUGAAGAAGAGGGCUGGCAAAGGUGAGAAGUCUAAGGCGAAAGACGGGGAGCUGUUCAUCAGGGUGCUGUACAAUGGCGAGGAUGUGACAUUUCACACCACCUUCUGUCGCUCCCACGACCGCCACGCAAGCCAGCCCCUCUGCCCUCUGAAGAACUUCCUGUCUUUUGUCAGGAGAGACAUGUUCAGUGUUGUCAACGCUACUUCCUACCAGGAGGCCUGCUACAGGCGCCCUGGUUGACAGAUUGACAGGACGGUGACUGAGUAAGGAUGCAGAGCUGGCAGAUGGUACUUCUCUUGUUGUUAUUUUUCACUUUUGAAAAUGAUGCACUUUUAUGCUGCUUAGUGUCCUAAAAUUCCACAUCUAGUAGUCAUUUACAUUCCUGAGCACAAAGUGAGUGGCAAACACACACACACACACACACACACACACACACACACACACACACACACACACACACACAGUACUGUACAUAAUAUCUUUGUAAUAUCCUUUUUUUUUUUUUUACCUUUUUACAAACUUCUUUUUUUAAAAUACUGAACAGCAUGUUUUGUGAAACAUAAGAAAUAGGUAAUUCAAGGGAAGUUGUAUGGCACUUAGCCACUUUAUUCCUACAUUCCAUAAUACCAUGGAAUUGUAAAAUUCCAGUAUUCCCAAAUUCUUGCAAGAAAAUGGAAUAUUGAAGCUGGAAAUAUGAUGUUGGAUUAAUCAUUCCUUAGAAAUAUUUUGUGUAUAAUUAAUCUUUUCAAUGAAAAUUACACUUUGGGCUAGUUUUGGCCACAUUACGCAACAUCACUCAUUUGUCACAUAGCAUUUCUUUGGGUUUUAAUGUUUAUUCAUUGCAGUAGGCAAUCUGUUUAAUGAUGAGGGUUAUUUCUGCUUUGACACAUUGAUGUGGGGCUUAUUUCUUCUUUGUUUUAGUAAAAUUGACUGCGGUACUUUGAAAAUGACAAGUGAUUGGUGUUUUCUUUCCUUACAUUUAUUUACAACUACAGAACAUCUGUAUUUAUAUGAAUUGGUGAUAUAACAGAUCGCAUUCCACUUUUUGUUUUUGCUUGUAGCAAACUGAAUCUAAUAAAGGUUUAUUAUGAGCAGA
This is a messenger RNA of Perca fluviatilis (European perch), 2615 nucleotides long. It is a transcript of the gene pxylp1, whose product is annotated as 2-phosphoxylose phosphatase 1. The coding region runs from base 263 to 1759 and encodes 498 amino acids. NCBI's taxonomy places the organism in Eukaryota, Metazoa, Chordata, Actinopteri, Perciformes, Percidae. The record is from RefSeq and is a predicted model, not a curated record. Gene Ontology annotation, cellular component: Golgi apparatus. The transcript is spliced from 7 exons. Gene Ontology annotation, molecular function: phosphatase activity. Gene Ontology annotation, biological process: chondroitin sulfate proteoglycan biosynthetic process; glycosaminoglycan biosynthetic process; dephosphorylation.